Molecule: messenger RNA, 2008 nt
Organism: Vigna radiata var. radiata (mung bean)
Lineage: Eukaryota; Viridiplantae; Streptophyta; Magnoliopsida; Fabales; Fabaceae
Product: enolase 1, chloroplastic
Exons: 7
Coding region: 235-1677 (480 amino acids)
Biological process (GO): glycolytic process
Cellular component (GO): phosphopyruvate hydratase complex
Molecular function (GO): phosphopyruvate hydratase activity; magnesium ion binding
Source: RefSeq, a predicted model, not a curated record
AAAAGCGCAUGCAGAAAAGAAAGCACCUACCACGCCACCACCUUACUAACUCAGAGACCCAACAACCUCCGAAAGACGUUGUUUUUAAGGCUUCUGUUCUGUACUGUUCCAGUUAAGUAAAUUUCAUCGCCCCUCAGCGGAGUUUCCCACCAACCCUAACAUUGCUAACUUUCCUUCAGAUACAUAAAGGCGUUACCUUUCACGCCACCCACAUUCUCAUUUCAUCAUACAACAAUGGCUCAAAGUUUGACAUAUCAGCCAAUCACCAAAACACCUCCUUUUUCUUCUUCUUCCUCUUUCUGUACCCAUCGGACACCUCAGAGUGUGACUUUACGCACCCGGCGGCGCUCUCUCACUGUGCGCGCGGCGGCGACGACGGUGGCCAGGGAGUCCAAGGUGAAGUCGGUGAAGGCUAGGCAGAUUGUGGACAGUCGGGGGAACCCGACAGUGGAGGUGGAUCUGGUGACGGACGAACUUUUCCGAUCGGCGGUGCCGAGCGGCGCGUCGACGGGGAUUUACGAGGCUUUGGAGCUGAGGGAUGGGGACAAGAGUGUUUACGGAGGGAAGGGCGUUCUUAACGCCGUUAGGAACAUCAACGAGGUCUUGGCUCCGAAACUUGUCGGCGUCGACGUUAGGAACCAAGCUGAUGUUGAUGCUAUUAUGCUGGAAAUCGAUGGAACUCCUAACAAAUCGAAACUAGGGGCUAAUGCAAUAUUGGGAGUUUCACUGAGUGUAUGUAGAGCUGGUGCAGGGGCAAAAGGAGUGCCUUUGUUCAAGCACAUCCAGGAGAUCUCAGGAACAAAGGAACUUGUUAUGCCAGUUCCAGCUUUUAAUGUUAUAAAUGGGGGCAGUCAUGCUGGAAAUAAUUUGGCUAUGCAAGAAUUUAUGAUACUACCAGUUGGAGCAACUUCAUUUGCUGAGGCACUCCGCAUGGGCAGUGAAGUUUAUCAUGUAUUAAAGGGGAUAAUCAAGGCAAAAUAUGGGCAAGAUGCAUGUAAUGUUGGAGAUGAAGGAGGAUUUGCACCGAACGUUCAGGAUAACAGGGAGGGGUUGGUUUUACUCAUGGAUGCCAUUGAGAAGGCUGGUUAUACUGGAAAGAUUAAAAUAGGUAUGGAUGUUGCGGCUUCUGAGUUUUACACCAAGGAUGGGAAGUAUGAUUUGAAUUUCAAGAAGCAGCCAAACGAUGGAACUCAUGUUCACUCUGCUCAGAGUCUUGGUCAACUUUAUAAAGACUUUGUAAAAGACUUUCCCAUUGUGUCAAUUGAGGAUCCGUUUGAUCAAGAUGAUUGGGGUUCAUGGACUUCCCUGCUUUCUUCAGUUGACAUUCAACUUGUAGGAGACGAUUUGUUAGUUACAAAUCCAGUCAGAAUAGCUGAGGCCAUCAAGAAGAAGGCUUGCAAUGGUUUGCUUCUAAAGGUUAACCAGAUUGGUACAGUAACUGAAUCUAUUCAGGCUGCACUUGACUCAAAGGCUGCAGGUUGGGGUGUCAUGGUUAGUCACCGGAGUGGCGAGACCGAAGAUAAUUUCAUUGCCGAUCUCUCUGUUGGCUUGGCCAGUGGACAGAUAAAAACUGGUGCUCCUUGCCGAAGUGAGCGAUUGGCAAAGUAUAAUCAGCUUCUUCGAAUUGAAGAACUUGGAGGUGUGCGAUAUGCGGGUGAGGCUUUCAGAUCACCUUAGAGUGAGCCACAACUGAUAAAAGAUAAACUUCAUUGAUUUACCAAGGAAAAUCCUGAGUUUUGAUAUAGUUGUAGCCUUCUGGGGUUUUCAAAAGUUAGCCUUAAGAAGUGUUUUGACUUAAAUAAUUACCAAGCGAAUUAGUCCCUCUGUGUACAAUGUUGGGGAUGUUUGGACAUUUUCUUCAUUUACUUUCAUACUUUCUUUUAGCAAAUCUAUCAUAUAAUAAUAGACUAUCGUCGUAUCUUAUAAAUCAUUUGAAAUCAUAAUUUAGGAUAUGAUUUUGAAUUAUUUAGUUUGAGAUACAGUUCUAAAUUCUAUAAUUAAUUUAAAA